UCUGCCGACCACCGUACCCUGAGUCGUCAUGUGACCGGUGCUGACCAAUGAGAGCAGAGAGAGAGGACAACAGAAAACAAGCGGACGCUCCGUGUCCCAAUAAUCUGAGUCUGACUUUGAUCUGUCUUUGAUCUGGCUUUGAUGUGAGUUGACUCCAGGGUCCAUGUUUAUUGAACCGCUGGUUUAUUUCCGGUCUCAGAUUAUUAUUUCCUUCAGUCUCCGGUGGAGUCGCUGCGGUGGUCGCCGCUAGGGGGCGCGACAGCGGGACGUCGUUAACGCUCUGGACGAAUGUUUUUAUCGUUAGUUCGUCGCUAACUGUGCGUGUGAACGUGCACGAUGCAGUGACAUGUGAGGACCAUGUUUAAGAACGUGUUCGGGUCCGGGUUCGUGGUGAGAACCGCUCAUGUGAUUCUGACCUGGGUCAUAACGUUGAUUCUGUUCCUGCACGACACAGAGCUGAGGAAGCAGGAGGAGACGGGUCAGCUCGUCCAGCCCGUCCUCUUCGUUCUGCUCGUGCUCGUGUCGGUGCUGCUCUACUUCGCCGUCUCUCUGAUGGACCCGGGCUUCAUCCUGUCAGACGACAGUGAUUUACAGUUCACGUUGGGAGUGACGGAGGAGCAGCAGGACAUGAUCCCGCCCACCACCAAGUCCCUGCGACAGCGCCGCUGCGGACACUGUCUGUUGCAGCAGCAGCCAAUGAGAUCGAAGCACUGCCAGACGUGUCAGCACUGCGUGCGGCGUUACGACCAUCACUGCCCCUGGAUCGAGAACUGUGUGGGUGAGAGGAACCACCGCUGGUUUGUGCUGUACUUGGCCGUGCAGCUGCUGGUGCUGCUGUGGGGGCUUCACAUCGCCUGGACGGGGUUCAGCUACGCCCCCAUCUGGCAGCUGUGGCUGCGGACCAACGGCAUGCUGCUGGCCGUGGCCGUGCUGGUGGCUCUGCUGUCGCUCAUCGUCUUGCUCCUGCUCGGCUCGCACCUCUACCUGGUCUCUCUCAACACCACCACCUGGGAGUUCAUGUCACGCCACCGCAUCUCCUACCUCAAACACUGCGGCGCCGACGAGAACCCGUUUGACCGCGGCACCUUUCACAACCUGUGGGGUUUCUUCUGCGAGUGGGGCACCGUGGUGUGGGAGCAGGUCUACUUCAGGGAGGGCAGCGACCAGGUGUAGGAACAAACGUUACGAACAGACUGAGACGUGACGUCGUGAAGAUUAAACUUUCCUUGUGUGCAGUUUACCUUUUAUAUAUCGGCACCUGUGUUUUUGUGCCAUAACUCUGCAUCGUUCACUCUGCACGUUCCUCCUCUCAGUGCUUUGUGUUGUGCUCCACAUGAUUCCACAGAUCCAGAAUAUCUUCUCCUCUGAUCACGGCUGUGAACAGAAUAAAAUCAGUCUGGUGUUUCCUCAGUGAGACAUCAGCUCCUCGUUAACGUCUCUGCAGACGACAUGUUACCAGCAGCCGUUGACAAUCAUUCAGACUUUUCAUUUCUUUAUUGCCUGCAGGCACUUUCAGGUUGAGUGUUGACUCGUCCCACUGAACUCUGACUCCUCUGAAUCAUUGAUGUGGAGUUGUCACCGUCACAUGGUUAAACCUGACGACUGGACUGUUCAAUAAUUCUGAACUUUACUCUUGAUACCUUAUAUUUAGCGUCACUAGUUCAGAUCAAUGGUUUUUAUGUUCACUCGAUCAAGUUGGACAUUUUGUUUUCACGUGUUAACUGACUGAAUUAUUUAUUCUGUACAGAGGAUUAACAGCGUCCAUGUCUUAAACAGACCAGAGCUGUGUCCACAAACAUAAACUGUUCAUAUUCAGGUUGAUCAUUUAAUUAGUGUUUUAUUGUAAAAUGUCUUCACGCUCCAACGUUCAGAAUCUCUGUCCUCAGACUGUCCAUCGCUGCAGCUCCUCUGUUCAGCCUCUGUCUCUUUAAGACCCCCUCCUGUAGUAUUGAGGACUGACAAAAUGUCUCAGGACAGGAGCUCCCUGUACAACUGACUUUAUAACAAGUGAAAAAACACCACUGUUGCUAUGGUUACACCUGCGUCCACACUGAACAGCGGUUUUUUUAUUUUUUAACUGAAACAGCAGAUGCAGCCAAAGUCAGAGAAUCUUAUUUUUGGAAAUGUAAAGGUUGAAGAACUGCACUGUAUCAUCACUAGUGUUCAUCUAACCACUUUGACUUUAAGCUGUUUUAACAUCGUAUUUAUCAUUUAUUUAUUUUCAGGUAGAAAACGUCUUUAGACUUUUGUACGAGUGUUUUGAUCGAGAAGUGAAAGUGAAGCAGAAAAGAGUUUGUGCUGUUUGUGUUUGUGUAAUGGAAACUUGUGAAAGAGCAAUAAGUGUGGUGUUCGUGAUGAAUUAACUUAUUCUAUGAAUUCAUUCAUGUACCUCUGGAUUAUAUGCAAUACUGUACUAAUGUUUUUUACUACUUUGGAAAUUACUGUAAACUUGAAUAAAUCAAUGUUUGAUGAA
This is a messenger RNA of Paralichthys olivaceus (Japanese flounder), 2473 nucleotides long. It is a transcript of the gene zdhhc12b, whose product is annotated as zinc finger DHHC-type palmitoyltransferase 12b. Gene Ontology annotation, biological process: peptidyl-L-cysteine S-palmitoylation; protein targeting to membrane. Gene Ontology annotation, cellular component: Golgi apparatus; endoplasmic reticulum. The record is from RefSeq and is a predicted model, not a curated record. NCBI's taxonomy places the organism in Eukaryota, Metazoa, Chordata, Actinopteri, Pleuronectiformes, Paralichthyidae. Gene Ontology annotation, molecular function: protein-cysteine S-palmitoyltransferase activity.